Drosophila navojoa is the source of this 5658-nucleotide messenger RNA. RefSeq lists its product as uncharacterized. The record is from RefSeq and is a predicted model, not a curated record. Lineage: Eukaryota; Metazoa; Arthropoda; Insecta; Diptera; Drosophilidae. Gene Ontology annotation, cellular component: dendrite; synapse; axon. Gene Ontology annotation, biological process: axo-dendritic transport; chemical synaptic transmission; axonogenesis.
GCUCAAAUAAACAGCUGUUUGUAGAUAAACAUAACUGUUGCUUGUGGUUGUUGCGCACACAAAGGAAACAAAGAUUAUUUCAAAGCAGCGUCGUGAAAAUGUGAAAAUCCGCAGCAAGAGAGACACGCCCACAAUCGCUUGCUCAUUAAAAACAUCAACGAUGAACAGCGUUCACGCACGAAUCAAGAUAUUUAAAAGCUGGUCAGGCAUCAGCGAGGUGUCUAUUAUCAAGGAGGUGGCCACCAAGGGCGAGCACAUCGAAUUGUGCAUAGAAUAUUGGGCUGCCAAACGAAAAAUACCAAUACCCGAGUACAGGCAUUAUUUUCACGAUGUCGUGCAGGCCUAUGUGCAGCGUUUGCUCUCCGAGCGACUCGUCUGCAAGGCGGAAACUGUGCUCCACAAUGUGGAGCGGGAUGUGAAAUGCUUCUUCUAUCAAUAUGCCUGCGAGUGCGACGAUCCGGAUCUAAGUGAAUUUGUGCUGGACCAUUUGCGCGGCCGCGAGCCGCAGCUGUACGAGGACGAGCAACCGGUGCUGGACUACUACUGGUCCCUAGUGCAACAGCUGCGCGAGUGCAGCGAGCUGCAGGCCAAGCAUCAGGAUCUGUUGCCACGUGUUCAUAUCGAGGCAUUGAUGAAGCUGCCGGAACAAAAGCUGCAGCAGCUGCUCGUCGAACUCUACUUUGCUAAUGGCAAUGGGGCCCUGCUGCCGGAGCUCAACAAACAGCUCGUCUGGCAGCAUCUCGUCGAUGCGGGAGAGCAGCGCCAGCUGCGUCGCUGGUGCCAGGCUGUCGCUCAGCAACUGGAGCAAGACCCUUUGGAGCAGGCCUUUGCCAGGUGGCAAAUCGAGGCGUCUAUGUACGAAUAUGCCUUGACCCAUUUGAAAGAUCCCUGCGAGCGACUGCGCAAUCACUUUGCCCAAGCUGGCUACUUCUUCCCAACCGAAGCCUCGGACAUAUCCACGCUCUUGCGUCGCCUGUGCACCAUGCAGUGCCUGGAGCAGCAGCAGCCGCUGCUCUGCCAGCUGCCACUGGCCAAGCAUCUGCUGCAACGCGGCUAUCACUCACUGCUGCUGCUGCGCUGUGUGCCGAUCGCUUCGCUGGAGCAGCAGCUGGUGGGCGAGAACGAGCCGCUGCUCAGUCUGCUCAUCGAUCUCAAGACGCACGAUCUAACGGAACGGAAUGGAUUUGAGCUGAUCUCGCAGAGCGUUCAGUGCUAUCUGGAGCGCACACAUCAUGGCGAGGAUUCGCUGCAGGAACAGCCGCUCUUGACCUUCUACGACUUUCUCUGCCACGAGCCGAGCGUGCGCUCCCUGGAGGGCUUCCUCUCCUCCAGCAACUUGCGUCGCGUACCCUAUUUAAACUCUUUGAUGCAACGCUUCGAGCACCAUGGCUCCAGUGGCUGCACCGCUCUGCCCACUGCCCAGGAGCUCUUUCACAAGUUCAAGCAUGUGAAUCUCGCUGCCGGCCAUGGCGAGCUGGUCAGCUUCUCCAACACGCGGCUGAGCCAGCGCUAUGCGAGGAAGGCGCAGCUGAACUACACCCAUUAUCUGAAGCAGCAGCGGAGCGCCUAUGCCGUCUACUAUCUGAUCCUGGAGCAGCUGCAGCUGUAUGGCCAGAUCACGCGCACUCAGCUCUUCCAUGCGUGCGAGACGGCCACGCAGCUGGCGCUGCAGCAUGCCGGCGACGAGGAGCUGGUGACGCACUGCGUCGCCUGCUGUGAGAUGUUGGACUUUGAUACGCAAUCGUUGCGCAGCUAUUUGCACUUGCAGAGGCAGCUGCCAACGGCUGCGACAUGUGGCAGCUAUACGCAGCAGCUGGAGCAAUGGGACGAGGCGUUGGUGGGACAGCUGGUCAAGCAACCGGAGCACUUUCCUCUGGAAUCCUAUCAAGCUCUGAUGCGCUUGGCAGCGCGCAAUGUCCAUGGCAAAUGGCCGACGGCGCUGUUGCAACAUUAUGCGGCACACAACGACUGGUGGCAGCUGCUCCUGCUGUUCCAGUACUUUGAGCUGCCCCUCACCGAGCUGAAGCAACUCCUGCCGCACUUCAAGUGCCAGUCCCUGGGCAUUCAUAUGCUGCGCGCGCUCAGCCACGAGUGCGGCCACGAGCGGCAGCACAAGCGCGCGGUCAAUCGGCGCAGCGAUGGACCCACCCAUUCCUCGCAAGAAACCAUGACCAACUCCUCGCACAGCUCCGGCCUGGAUGGCAAUCUGCAGCAGCUCCAACAUCUCAAUGGCCAAUCUCUGUGCAAUCUCCUUACGCACAAUGCGCAGCCGGAUCUGUUUGCCCUGGUGCUGUGCAGCAGCAACAGUCUGCCGGAGGAGUCCAUUGGCAGUUUGGCGCGCCUCGUGGAGCUGAUGCAGAGCAGCGCCAAUCACUGCAGCAGCCUCAAUUUGCUCAAGCAUUGUGUGCGCCAGCAAAUGCCCGUGCUGGCCGUCCUGGCGGCCACGCUGAGCGCACAGAAUCGCGACUGGUGCUGGCUGCUGUGGCUGGUCGUGGCCAGCGGCCAGUGGCCGCAGCUGCUGCAGCAGUGCAGCAAAGCCAAGGAGCCGCUGCAGCAGACGGAGCUCAUCUGGUUUGUGAUCAGCGGCGCCGUCAAGGCGGGCCAACUGACGACGCUGCUGCACAGCUUCUGCAUAUUUCAGCCACACUGCGCCUUCCUUCAUCUGUGCCGCUUUCUGCAACUAACCGCACAACGGCAGGACUUUAGUGAUUCCACUAUUUUGGAGCUGCGUCAAUUCUUCUGCAAUUGGAGUCGGGAUGCAGUGCAGCUGCCGCUCUGUGAGCCGCUGCCGCGCAAACAGCUGAUGCAGCGCUGCUUUGGACUGCUGCUGCUGCACAUGCAGACGAACUUCGACUGCGUUCUGCAGCAGCAGAAGUUUCUGGAGUGCAUCUGCCGCUCGGAUGUGGGCGACAUUUGCGAUCUGCUGGACUUUUGUCUGCUGCAUCGCAUCUUUGGCGUGGCGGCGCCCUGGCUGGGCCAGCUGGGCAUUGACUACGAGCAGCUGGUGCGGCGCGACAGCCUGGAGUAUAAGCGUCUGGUGGAUACGCUCACCGAGGCGAAGGCCUAUGAGCAGGCGCUGCAGCUGGCGACGCUGUUGCAGCUGCCGCUGGCGGACAUCGUCUAUGCCAAGUGGCUGGCCGAGCUGGAGGCGGGCGAGCUGCGCCAGCACGAGCAGUAUGAGCAGGAGAUCGAGCAGCAUGCCCUGCCGCCAGCUAUCCUGGUGAACUUCCUGCUGCAGGCCGCUGCUGCCCAGCAGCCGGAGACGCAGCUGCGACGUCGCUACGAGCUGCUGCAGAGCUCGCUGGGAGUGAUCAAGCAGCAUCAUUUGUUCCCCAAUGAAUCCUUCGACAGGGAUCAGAUAGAGUACGACAUGGUCGUCUGCUAUCUGCAGCUGGAGGCCGAGCAGCUGCAGACUGUGGAGAUCUAUCAUUCCGAGUACUUUGAGCAGAUAAUGCGGCAGGAGCGUUGCGUGCUCUACAAAUCCUUCGCGGAGCUGAAGGAGCUGGCUGGCAUCGAUGACCUGAGCAUAGCCAACAAAAUCCACCUCACAGCCGAGAUGGAACAGCGCUUGAGUGACCUACUGAAUCUACUGUUGGAUGAAGGUGACAUUGUGGAGGCACUGCGUCUGCAGGAGCUGUUUGAGUUUCGCCCAAAUGACUUGCGCUUCAUUGUCUUUGCCAUGGCUCUGGCCGAGGGCAUGACCAGCAUCGCGAAUCUGUCCAACAAGGAGCGCCAGCUGCUAAGCGACAUUGAGAAGAGCGCGUUUCCCAAGUUUAAUCGUCUGACGCUCAAUCAGAGUCCCAUGAAUCGUUGCAGCAGCGAUCUCUCGGACAGCUAUUCCACGCUCGAGUUCGAGGAGAUUCCCUCGAAGGAGAAGCAACAAACUCUGGAAACGCUGCUGGGCAUUGGCUCCAAGCUGAAGCACGGCGUCGAGCUGGGGCGACGCAUUGUGCUGGCCUAUCGCACGGCCAUGUAUCUGGACAAGGAGUACCUGGACGUGCUGCGCACCAAGGAUGUCAGUGUGCUGCUCAAGAGCGCCGCCGAGGAGGAGUGUCUGCAGCGGCUGCUAGUGGUCAGCGAUAUACACAUAUCCACAAGGCUGACACCACAGGAGAUCGCUGAAUCCCUUGCUCUGGAGCUAACCACCUGCAUUCUGCGUCCACGUUUCUACAUCUUCCAUGCCAGUCAGCAGCCACGCAAUGCUCCACGUAACGCCGACCUCUGGGGCCAUAAUAUCGAUCGGGACUUCCAUCUGUUUCUGGAGCUGACUCCGAACACUACGCUGCUGGGCAAUUGCCUGCUGGAGUAUUGUGAUGCACUGAAGGCCUAUAGGCGCUAUCAGGACAACAAGCCUUAUGUGCAGAGCAAGGCCUUCGAGCUGCUCUCCGGGAUCAUAACACUCUACGGGCUGCCGCACAGUCACAAUGCGGUCAGCUCCGCGGGCAUUCCGCAGGUGCUCUCGAGCAAGAAACAUAAUCAAAUCUAUGUGGAGCUUCUGAUCAAGGCGCAUUUGUGCUUCGUGCACGAGUGCUCCAUGGAGGGCAUUGCCAAUGUGCUGGAGCGAGCCAAGCAGCUGAAUGGCCAGCUAACCAAGGCCAAGUCGUGGUCCCUAAUCGUUCGCCUGCUCAUUGGCAUUGCACGGUACCGAGAGAUGUUCUACUGCUUCGAUGCGUUGAUUGAGAACGAGCAAUUCGAGUCGCUGCUGGGCCAAUUCGAUGAGGAUCAGAAGAGUGGACUGAGACAGGCGAUCCUCUGCUAUCUGCGUGAGUACAAUCCCAAGAAUAGCAAGGAGCUGCUGCAUCUCGCUGCACAUCAUUUCCUCAUGUACAAGGAGCUGGCGGAAAUGUGGUCGAGCGAGGCGCACCAGAUCUUGGAGCGAGUGCGCAGCACCGCGAGCGCCGGCCCAACUGAGCUCAAGUGCAGCCAUGAGCUGCAGCAGCAGCUGCAGCAGGCACUGGAGAACUAUACGCACGCCACCGAGAACUAUUUGCUGGACAACAAACUGAUAUUGGCACAGCAGAGCGUGGCACGCGCCGAGCUGAUGGCCAUGCAACUGGAUCUGUGUAACAAGGCGAUGGAGAGAAGGGGAUCAGGAGGCGGCGGAGCAGCAGGAGGUAUGAAUAGCAGCAGCAGCAGCUCUUCCAUGCCACUCAGCAUCAGUGUCAUUGGCGUGCAGACACGCGAACAAUUCCGGGAGCUGGUCAAUCAGCAAUUGAGCGUACCCCAAACCCUCAUAUUGAGUCGCGCCUAUGGCUACGAUAUUAACUGGAGUGAAGCAUUGUUAUCACAAUUUGUGCUAUUGCAAAGAGCCAAUUAUCUGCAGCAAUAUCUCAGUCAUCAGCGCAUCAGUGACAGUGUUAUUGAGCAGGUGGUCAAAGGCUACAUAUUGCACACACAAAACAAUCCAACCAGUGCCAAAUAUGAUGUAUCCCUAACACAAUUGGUGGAGCUCAUUCGAUCCGUUACAUUGAAAUAUAAGUUGGCCUCCAUUUUGGGUUUGAAAGCGAUUGUGAUGGCGCUUAUAAAUGAUUCCACGGUGCACUAUUUGCGCGACACGAACUUCGGUCGCAAUGAGCUGCACAACGUAACGAAUAUGUGACACAGUUUAUGUGAUUUUAAACCUUUAUUAUAUAUGAAUGAACUGAUUGUAAAUUACUU